AACUGCCAGAGGAAAAACAUUUAGCCCUGUUUUGGGUGCUUAAUAAACAAGAUUGUCAUUAUCAUUAUUGCUAUUUCUUCAUCAGCAAACAUGAGACCGCUGCAGUUGCAAAAUUGGACUUCACAAAUUGCAAUUUUACCUGCUCCUUACAGGAUUAGGUUCAGCUUUUAUUCCACUGAGAAUAAAAGCUACAUUCACUACUUCCAGUUUUUAUGUUCUCAAAAUUUCAAGUAUAAGUGUUUGUUUUGCUGAUACUGGCUUGUGGUAAUAGGAUGAGUUAUUGGUCCUUACUAGUGGGUUGAGAAUAGGAACUGAAGUUAUAAUGCAUUGGCAUUUCAAUUUUCAACUUAAAACUUCUAAACAAUAAAUAAUUAAGAUUUCCAUUUGACAAACAAAGGGUUGCAAAUGCUAGAGGUUGUCAGAAACUAGAUAUACUGUUAUUAUUACAAUUUACAUGUGAAAUGUUACUUGCGUUACAACUGAGACUAAAGCUUUCGUGGUAGUUUGUUGCAAUUUAGCUUGCAAGUUUAUGUAUAUAUUCAUAUGGUUUUUUCUUGCAACUUUCCUGUUUACUGCAUUAUUUGCUGGCUGCCUUAGAUUGUUUCAUUGUCUCUGUGUUGAAUCAGGUUACAUUGUCACAUACCCAGUGCAAAUUAACUACCCAUGAAGUUGUUCCUGGCUUCAGUUUUUCAUUUCUUCUUUGUCCUGGUCACUCUUUUUCGUCUAGCUAAUGCUGACCUGAAUUCAGAUAAGCAGGCCCUUCUCAACUUUUCUACUGCUGUACCCCAUUAUCGGUUACUCAACUGGAGCCCCACUUCAUCGGUUUGCAACUCUUGGGUGGGUGUUACUUGCAAUUCAAAUGGCACUCGUGUGAUUCGGCUCCGACUCCCUGCAGUGGGGUUUAUUGGCCGUAUCCCAGCCAACACACUUGGUAAACUGGAUGCCCUUAUGGUUCUCAGCCUCCGAUCCAAUCUGCUCAAUGGUAAUCUUCCUUCUGACAUUACCUCUCUUCCGUCACUCCAAUACCUUUACCUCCAACAUAAUAACUUUUCUGGCACAAUUCCCACCUCUUUUUCCUCACAACUCAAUGUACUGGAUCUUUCAUUUAAUUUUUUCUCGGGCAACAUUCCUCAAUCAAUAGCGAAUUUGACACAACUCAGUGUUUUGAGCCUCCAGAACAACACCCUUUCUGGAUCCAUACCUGAUCUUAACCACACUAGGCUCAGACGUUUGAAUUUAAGCUACAAUCACCUUAAUGGCUCCAUCCCAUUAUCCCUUCAAAAGUUUCCCAAUUCAUCCUUCGUUGGAAACUCUCUAUUAUGUGGACUGCCUCUUAAUCCUUGCUUUGUUCCCCCACCUUCGCCCUCUCCAGCUUUCCCUCCCCCACCAGCAAUCCAUAAGCAGGGUUCAAAAACAAAACUGACAAUGGGAGCUAUCAUUGCCAUUGCAGUGGGAGGGUUUGCAGUGUUGUUUCUUGUUGCUCUAAUUAUUUUGUGCUGCUGUUUGAAGAAAAAGGAUGAUGGAGGUAGUAGGGUAUUGAAGGGGAAGGCUGUUAGUAGUGGAAGGGGUGAGAAGCCCAAAGAGGAGUUCGGGAGUGGAGUGCAAGAACCUGAGAAAAACAAGCUGGUGUUCUUUGAAGGCUGCUCUUACAAUUUUGAUCUUGAGGAUUUGUUAAGGGCUUCUGCUGAAGUGCUGGGAAAGGGUAGUUAUGGCACUGCUUAUAAAGCUGUCUUGGAAGAAUCAACAACUGUGGUGGUGAAAAGGUUGAAGGAAGUAGUGGUUGGAAAGAGGGACUUUGAACAGCAGAUGGAGACAGUGGGAAGGGUUGGGCAGCACCCAAAUGUUGUACCCCUCCGUGCUUAUUAUUACUCUAAGGAUGAGAAGCUUCUAGUUUAUGACUAUUUCCCUGGUGGCAGCUUAUCUACACUUUUGCAUGGAAAUAGGCAAGCUGGUAGAACUCCACUAGAUUGGGACAGUAGAGUGAAGAUUGUUCUUGGAACUGCACGGGGGAUUGCCCACCUGCAUUCUGCUGGAGGUCCAAAAUUCACUCAUGGGAACAUCAAGUCCUCAAAUGUCCUUCUCAGCCAAGAUCACAAUGGUUGUAUCUCUGAUUUUGGCCUGACACCUCUAAUGAAUAUUCCUGCAACUCCAUCUCGGAGUGCAGGCUAUCGUGCUCCUGAAGUGAUUGAAACCCGUAAACACACUCAUAAGUCAGAUGUCUAUAGCUUUGGUGUCCUCCUGCUAGAGAUGCUGACAGGAAAAGCUCCACUUCAAUCACCAGCACGAGACGACAUGGUUGAUCUGCCUCGAUGGGUUCAGUCAGUUGUGAGGGAGGAAUGGACAGCUGAGGUUUUCGAUGUUGAGCUAAUGAGAUACCAAAAUAUUGAAGAAGAAAUGGUUCAGAUGUUGCAAAUUGGGAUGGCCUGUGUAGCAAAGGUGCCGGACAUGCGACCAAACAUGGAUGAAGUUGUUCGAAUGAUCGAAGAAAUAAGACAAUCUGACUCAGAAAACCGACCAUCUUCUGAAGAGAACAAAUCUAAGGACUCAAAUGUGCAGACUCCAUGAUUCCCAAAAUGUUUGAAUUCAAGAUCAAGAUUUCCAAAGCCUAGCACAUGCCAAAUGAGGUUUCUGAAGCAUUGUUCAAGGCCUUAUGCGCAUGUGUGGUUUCUUAGUGUGAAUUUGUCCAAAAUUUUUUCAGUUCAGUUUUUCCCAGAUUUGUAGGUUUUUUAUUAAUGGGGUUUCUCCUGAUUUGUUGUAAUAUUCAAUUCAACAUUAUGAAUGAAUUGAUAACCUCCAAUUAAUAACUUUUCGAAUA
Hevea brasiliensis (rubber tree) is the source of this 2815-nucleotide messenger RNA. RefSeq names its product probable inactive receptor kinase At5g58300. The record is from RefSeq and is a predicted model, not a curated record. NCBI's taxonomy places the organism in Eukaryota, Viridiplantae, Streptophyta, Magnoliopsida, Malpighiales, Euphorbiaceae. The transcript has 2 exons. Gene Ontology annotation, biological process: protein phosphorylation. The coding region runs from base 664 to 2565 and encodes 633 amino acids. Gene Ontology annotation, molecular function: protein kinase activity; protein binding; ATP binding.